AUGGUCGCUAUAGCCCAGAACCGUCUCAAUGCCAGCACUACCGGUGGUUCGAGGCCGUCUGCCUACGAGUUGAUCUACGGCUGGCAAGCCAGUGUUCCCGUCGAGGGGCUGCUCGAUGUUCGUGACUCGGCGAGGCAGCGUUGGGAGGAAUUACGUCCCAAGUUCAUUCCAGCCGAUCCUAUCUUUCAAGGAGCGGUCGCCAGUGAAGCUGCCUUACGAUCUGAAAAACGUGCUUAUCAACUCUCUGUUUUCAGAGAGAUCUGGCUGGACAGGAGAGAACAAUCCUUCAGGACUGUUCAGAAGAGACUACGCGAGUCGAAGAAGCGUAGGUACGACUUGAAUGUCGAAGACCGUGUAUUGCUGACUAAACGUCGUAAGACCAAGUUGAGCCCGAUUGUGCAGGACGAGCCAUUCGUUGUAAAACGUCGUGUUGGCAACCAGACCUUUGCUCUUGUGCCAGAGAGCGAUCCUGGUGCUCCUGAAGUGGUCGCUCACCUACGCAACCUACGAAGAUAUCCCGGUACGAGUGAAGAAGUAGAGUCUCGUAUGCCUGGCGCAGCAGAUGCCUCCGCAGCCCUAUCACAGCCUCCAAGUCCUAAUCAGGAUCGAGUGGAAGAGGGGAGUGUUGAAUCCAACUCCCACUCUCAUGUGUUGAAGCCCCGCCGUGCUAUCCAUAAGGGUGAUCGUGAGCUCAAAUUUCUCUCGAAGAUUGAGGGUUCCGUUUCGAAAUAUGGACGCUCACGAAGGGGGGCGAAGUUGUAA
This is a messenger RNA of Perkinsus marinus ATCC 50983, 762 nucleotides long. RefSeq lists its product as hypothetical. NCBI's taxonomy places the organism in Eukaryota, Perkinsozoa, Perkinsida, Perkinsidae. The record is from RefSeq and is a predicted model, not a curated record. The coding region runs from base 1 to 762 and encodes 253 amino acids. The transcript has a single exon.